AUUGAAGUCAUCCAGGGAGAGAGACGACGCCAGGCGGUGAAAGGCGAGGAACGGCGCUAAUUAGGGGCAGACCUUCCUGAACAUGGAAGCCAAGUGAUUCCCUCAAAUGUUGGUCAACUCUUCCUGUCCCUCUGCUAACAGUUGCUUGCUAGAGUUCAGAUGAAUGCCAAAGAGAAUUAUGGAUCCUUUUUGGGAAAUCAGAUUUCCACACCUCUCACGGCUGUGUAUGUGGCGCAGGUCUCCAGAGACGGUGUGAGGGGAAACCGACUUUGAGGAGCAGUGGUGUGUGAAUCUCCGCGGUGUCACUCCUCUGCUGCCAAUGGUAUGCCCAAUGAAUGCUCCCUUCAGGAUCCGAUGAUUACAGGGCAGCUGAGCAAGCCGCUGCUCUCCCUGCGCAGCAACAUGAGCAUGGCAGAACUCCGGGCGGAUGACAAAGCGGCCACCCCAGACAGCGAGCUGAACGACGAGCCCCUGCUCCUACCCUCUGAGGCCACGGACAGAGACGGCACUCCCAACAAGCUGUAUGGAGCCCGUGAUGGUUCGAUCCAGUCAGAUGCCAGCAGCAGUCCUUUAGAGCAGAGUCAACUGGGCCAGUCUCACCCAGGAUACCCAAUGGGUCCGCAGUCUCUUCUGGUGGCACAGCAGCUGGCCAGUGCAGUGGGUGGCGUGAUGUCUGGGGCAGCGCCAGGAAUGAACCAGCCCAUCCUCAUCCCGUUCAACGCAGGUGGACACUUGGGUGGGCAACAGGGCCUGGUCCUCUCCCUCCCCACCGCCAACAUUCAGAGCCUGGUGGCUGCUGCUGCUGCAGGGGGCAUCAUGACACUCCCCCUCCAGAACCUGCAAGCUACCUCAUCACUCAGCUCCCAGCUCCAGCACCUGCAGCAGCUCCAACAGAUGCAGCAGCACCACCAGCAGCAACAGCAACAUCAGCAGCAACAUCAGCAACACCAUCACCAACAGCAGCACCACCAGCAGCAACAGCUGCCCUCCCAGCAUCAUAUGAGCCUGUCCAACCAGCAGCAGACCUCUGUCCCAUCUCCAGGCUCUGCCUGCUCCUCCACCUCUGGACAGCCACAGCAUUCUCCACCACACCGACCCAACCAGUCCCCGGCCCGCAGCCUUCCGUCCCCUGUCACCCCGCCCAUGCCUUUGCCGCUGAAUCCUCUGGCCAGCCAGGCGGCAGUAGCAGCAGCAGCAGCCAUGGGUUCAAUCGCUGGUUCUCAGGUGUUUGGCAACACCCUGUCAAACCUGCAAGGAGCCACCGGGCAGCUGGUCACCAAUGCACAGGGACAGAUAAUUGGAACAAUCCCACUGAUGCCCAACUCUGCUGGGCCCUCCAGCCAAUCAGGGGGUGGCAACCCAGCACUGCAGGUACAGCCAAUUACACCUCAGCUUCUGACCAACGCUCAAGGCCAGAUCAUCGCGACGGUGAUCGGCAAUCAGAUUCUGCCUGUCAUCAACACCCAGGGGAUCACACUGUCACCAAUCAAGCCUGGACAGCAGCUGCCUCAGACUCAGCAGAGUCAGACAGGCCCUGCAUCGUCUCAGCCCAAUCUGCUCCACAUGCCCCACAGACAGAGUCCUCUCCACCAGGCCUCUUCCUCUUCCUCCACCUCCUCCUCUUCCUCGGCUCUCAGCGUGGGGCAGCUAGUCAGCAACCCACAGACCGCCCCCAGUGAGGUCGAUGGGGUCAACUUGGAGGAGAUUCGUGAAUUCGCCAAAGCAUUCAAGAUCCGCCGGCUGUCCCUGGGCCUGACACAGACUCAGGUGGGCCAGGCUCUCAGUGCUGCCGAGGGGCCGGCGUACAGUCAGUCUGCCAUCUGCAGACACACCAUCCUGAGAAGCCACUUUUUCCUACCACAGGAAGCCCAAGAGAACACUAUAGGUAGCAGUCUGACAGGCAAACUGAACCCUGGCCUUUUAUAUCCUGCCAGGUUUGAGAAGUUGGACAUCACCCCUAAAAGUGCCCAGAAGAUUAAGCCCGUUCUGGAGCGCUGGAUGGCUGAGGCUGAAGCCCGCCACCGAUCCGGCAUGCAGAACCUGACUGAGUUUAUCGGCAGCGAACCUUCAAAAAAACGCAAGCGGAGGACCUCUUUCACCCCACAGGCACUCGAGAUCCUCAACAGCCACUUUGAGAAGAACACACACCCCUCUGGACAGGAAAUGACGGAAAUAGCAGAGAAACUGAACUAUGACAGGGAGGUUGUGCGUGUCUGGUUCUGCAACAAGAGACAAGCGUUGAAAAACACAAUAAAGCGUUUGAAACAGCCCGAAAUCGGCGCUGCUGCAACAAUGGACCCUCUCACUGAUUCUCUAGAGGAGCUCCCGAAGUGAACAAGAUCUCCGACAAAAAAGUGGACCGGAGAAGUGGCAGCCAUUAAAAACAACAAAGGUGGAUGAACUCUUCAUGAAAUGAGAAAUGAAAACUGUUCCCAGUCACCUGGAUAGACAGUCAUGAGGUUUCAAACUAAAACUAUGUGUUUUCAGUGUGACUUUUCCAGUUAUGUAAAUGACCUUGCCGAAACCAAAAAUGAGAAAAAAGAGAUUAAUAUCUGAGAAUUAUGUAAAAACAUAUGGUGUGCUGUUUCAAAGAGUUCUAGAUUCUGGCCUUACCAGCCAGACUGCUGCCCAAAUUUUGGUUCCUACGGGGAGAGAUUUAGUAAAGAGAUCAUACCAAAUCAAAACACUAUUUACCAAAGUCUGUUGCAUCUGAGUACCAAGAAUAAUUUUGUAAUGUAAAUGUGUUCUAAAUUUUUACAUUUGUACUGGCAAAUCUAAGCUAUAUGUGUGAGGUUGAGUAUACAUUUUAUCUUUGUCUCGCUUACUUUUUUCUUCAUUGUUUGUAUGUAAAUAUGUAAAACAAAAAAAAGGAAACAUGCUGUCUUCAAAUUGAAAUCACACUGAAUAAGUUCUCUUUUGGACAAAAAAUACCUUUGCUGUUAUACAAUUGCAUUAUAAUGUUGUUUUCCUCCGAUUUGUGUUUCAUCUGCAAGUUUUUUCAGUCACAGUGUACUGUAACUUUGUACAACUUUUACAGGUAUUUGUUAAUGAUCUCAUGCGACUGUUUCAGAGGACGUAUGGAGAGGAAUGAAAUUAUGGACUGUCAAAUGAUGAUGAAGAUGAUGAGAAUGAGUUUGAGUGUCUGUCAAGUCUACUGCAGCUUUGUUUUGAGCUAAUGUGUCAUUCUGUUGCCAAAGCCUGAUAGCCAAAGAAUACAAACAUUCAGCUCAAGGACUGGGGAAGAGUUUACCCUUAUAUUUAUUUGUUCAUGUGGCUUUUUGCCCCUUUUUAUCUUAAUUGUUUUUCUCUGUAAGUCAAGUAAAAAAAUGUAAAAAAAUUGUUGUCAUGUCAGGCAGCAGUCUGCUGUAAAAAAAAUGAUCACAGUAAAUAUAGAAAAUGUUUUUUAAGCAAAUUUGCCUCUGCAUGUUUUAGUUCAAACCAGGAGGAUAAUUUACAGAUGUGACUAAAAUACAUUUCAAAAAUCCCCAAAAUUAAGAAAUGUCUACAUUUUCACUGAAAUGUUUUUACACAACAAACCCUUUAUAAUGCCCAAAAAUUAAAGAAAAAUGUGCAGUUGGAGCCUGUCUGUUGCCACUGACCAAACUACUCAGCUCAUACCAGUUCAGCUGUUAAUAACCUGAAUAUUUAAACUUAAAUUUGUCUUUUUUUUCAGAAUUUCUCUUGGUUACGUGAAAAUUUACAAGUGUUACAAUCAGUGUUUUUUUCUCACAUAUGAAUUGAGUUCUACCACAGUGAAGUGUUAAAAAAUGGUGAAUCUCAGCUCAGUCUCUUGCAGAUGUAUUUAUGGUUAUUUUUUUAAUCAUCAUUUUUCAGUUUCAGUACAACAAGACGUUUAUUAAUUAACUCUCCAUCACUCUGCAAAAAAUUUAUUUUUAAUCCAAUUUUACCUUGUCAGAAAUGUCGAUAUUCCUUCCGGACUGUCAAUUUAGAUAUUUGGCUCUUACAAAAACCCACAGGAAAAAGGAAAAAAUAGGUGUCACAUUUCAGAACAAGUGGAUUUAAUUUGAAGUGAGUUGAAAUUCGAAGCAAGUUAUUCAGAAUCAUGUAUCUGCUUGAUAUCUGUCCUUCCAUGUCACAUUGGUAAUCUCAGUCUUUCAGUCCCCGGUGCACUGCUGUGUUCAUCUGCUGUGUUCACUGCCUGGAAAAAAACACACACACACACACACACUGAAAAUGUAAGAAAACACUUGAAUAAAGCGUCACUUUUUACAUUUACACCUACAGAUUUUAUUUAGUUUUUUAUUUUGCUUUUAGAGAAAAAAAAAUCAACUUCAGGCCAAUCUUGGGCCAAGAAUUACUACGUCUGCACCACCAAGAAAGCAGCAGUGGAUCAGUUGUGAGGCUUAACAAAAAAGCUGGAACCAAAACCAAAAAAAAAAGAAGUCACAGAAGGGAGUUAUGCCUUUGCUCAACUUUUCAAUGCUGGACCAAAGCUCUAUAGUUAUGCACAUUGUACAGAGAAAUAGAUUCACGAUGUUGACAAUCUUUAAAAUCUGAGAGAAAAUAAUUAAAGAGUAGUAAUGUACAGUAGUUCAUCCAAGGUUUACCUCAGUACUGUUCUUGUGAGAAUCAUACAAAUGCCAUACAAGCAGCAGCAGGUCUGAAGACAAGACAAAUAAUUAUUCUGCACUGUGUUGUCCAUGUUCACCUUCAACGUGGAGGGGAGGCUUGUGUUUUAUUUUUUAUUAUGGGACACAUGAUUGUUUUAUUUUUUGAAAUACUUUCCUCAGCCACAUGUGAUGGCCACUCUGGUCAUCUGUUCUUUAUUAUUGUUUUGCAUUAUUUCUCAUUUGUUGUGACAUCCAUCUCUGUUUUCACAGAUCUGUAGACCCAUGUAGAGGAAAGGAGAUUACAGUAAUGUUGCUCUUAGCCCAAUUAGGAUGAUUUGUUAAUCACCUUUAAAUACUUUUGUGAAAUUUUAAUAACACAGACAACCUGGUUUGACGUUUUGUUAAUAGUUGAAGAACUUGAAACCAAAGCGGAAGAGCCUGUGGAGGUUGGUUUUCAUUAUUUUAUAAACUGAAAACUGUACUUUAUCUAUAGAGCAAUAUCGGUUUGGUCAGUUAAGCAGCACUUUGUGUAUUUCUUAAAAAAAAAAAAAAGAAGCUUUGAGUCUGUCACAUUGAUUUGUACCAUAAUUAGUAAUAAACAAUUGUUUAAUGA
Scophthalmus maximus (turbot) is the source of this 5184-nucleotide messenger RNA. RefSeq names its product POU class 6 homeobox 2 (gene pou6f2). Gene Ontology annotation, molecular function: RNA polymerase II cis-regulatory region sequence-specific DNA binding; DNA-binding transcription factor activity, RNA polymerase II-specific. Bases 325 to 2334 code for a protein of 669 amino acids. Gene Ontology annotation, biological process: regulation of transcription by RNA polymerase II. The transcript is spliced from 12 exons. The record is from RefSeq and is a predicted model, not a curated record. Lineage: Eukaryota; Metazoa; Chordata; Actinopteri; Pleuronectiformes; Scophthalmidae.